UUUCAUUUUGAUCAGGCAGGCAGAGAAGGCCAGAGUUCUCAUCAGGGUCAGACAGACAGACAAAGUCAGAGUUCUCACUGUGGUCAGUCAGAGAUUGGAAAAACUGAAAGCCAAGGGCAAAACAGGCACUCUCUAGGGACUGAUAGAGCAAGAAGAGACUCAUAUGUUGAACAAUCUGGAAGGUCAGGAAAACUAAGUCAACAGAAUUCAAGAGAAGAAAUGAGUCAAACCCACAGUCAGAGAUACCAGGAUAGAAGGGAGCAGCAAAUCCAGCAGCAGGCAUGGAAGCCUAAAGAGGACAGUCAACACAAACUCUUAGCUCAGGUACAGCAAGAGCCAUACUCCCAUGAAGAGUAUGAUUGGCAAUCACAGAGCAGUGAGCAGGACCUCUGGGGAGAAGAAGAACAUCAAGACUGGGAUAGACACAGUGUUGAGAAUCUGUAUGAGAUGCAGAACUGGCAAACUCAUGAAGAGGAGCAAAGCCAUCAAACAAGUGAUAGGCAAACCCAUGUAGACGAGCAGAACCAGCAGAGACAACACAGGCAAACUCAUGAAGAAAAUCAUGAUCAUCAGCAUGGUAGGCAUCGUGAAGAUGAGCAGAAUCACAGGAGACAAGACCAUCAUCAACAAAGGGAGAGACAAACGCAUGAAGAAAAUGAGAAGUAUCAAGGAGGCCAAGACCAAUCUAGAAGCUUCCCCAACAGAGAAAAAUUCCACUUGAGUGAAGAUGACCAGUGUGAAGGGCCCCAGGGGAGACAUUUCCAUUCAACUCAUGGUGGUGAAAAGUCCCAAAGAGAAAAAUCUGGAAACCACCCUACCAAACCAGCCAACUACUCCAGCCCUUUGUAUGACUAUGUCCAAGAACAGGCAGCAUAUCAGUACUAGGCUGUGUGAGCGUCAGGGUUAACGCAGUUUGAAGCUAAAGAAGAACCCUACAGGCCAAUUCAUCUUUACUUCUGUUUAAAAGGUUGAAAUUAUAUGUCAUCCUUCUCUUUUUCAUCUUUCCACAAGAAUGCUUCUGAACACUUGUACUCACUUUUUGAAAUUUCAAUUCCUUCAAUAGCAAUUGCAUGGUUAGUUGGUUGGGUAGAGUAAAUUAGGUGAACUAAUCAAUCUUCAUUUUGAUCAUUUUGUGUAUGUGAAUCACCGCUAGUUUAUUUUCAGUUUAGGUGAUACCUGGUUGAAUCACUGAAUGGCAGAGUACUCUUCCUGAAAUUCAGGAACAGGAAAAGUACACUGAAAACUUGUAUUUGAAGAAAGGGAUUUUGGACUUUGGUGAGCUUUGGCUCUUAUGGGUUAAAUAUCAGGAACCACAAGCUUCAUGGUCGAGACUUGGAUGAGACAGUGAGAAUCCUCUAGGGGAGCUAGAGAUCACAGAGAGAUUCUCUGAUAUUAGCAUCUCCGAUGCCUAGGCUCCUCUUCCUCCAUUGAUGGGUCGUGAGAAUUGACCAGACCUACCAAGCUAUCACCCAGAAAGAAAAGAAAAUAUAUAUCUGUCUGAAGAUCCCUGGUAGCCCAAACAAUCAAUUCUGAAAAACCUUUCCAACAAAGACAAUGUAUAGAACAUGAAAUUAUAUUAAAAGACUCAAUAAAUGAUUGGUGA
Messenger RNA from Mus pahari (shrew mouse), 1603 nucleotides. It is a transcript of the gene Rptn, whose product is annotated as repetin. Gene Ontology annotation, cellular component: cornified envelope. The record is from RefSeq and is a predicted model, not a curated record. The transcript has a single exon. NCBI's taxonomy places the organism in Eukaryota, Metazoa, Chordata, Mammalia, Rodentia, Muridae. Bases 220 to 885 code for a protein of 221 amino acids.